This is a messenger RNA of Seriola aureovittata, 4992 nucleotides long. RefSeq lists its product as uncharacterized. The record is from RefSeq and is a predicted model, not a curated record. Lineage: Eukaryota; Metazoa; Chordata; Actinopteri; Carangiformes; Carangidae. Gene Ontology annotation, molecular function: zinc ion binding; protein binding.
CUUAAAGUUAGUGAGAGCGACAGCAGAGCUGCAGUCGAGACGAAUCUCUGUGUUUCUGUCUAAAGAAAAAUUAAAUAGAGUUGAUCAGGAUUUCCUCAACAACUGCUCAGAUACUGUGUGUCGACAUGUCUGCUGCCAGCAACCUGAGAUCUGAAGAUCAGUUCCUGUGCUCCAUCUGUCUGGAUGUGUUCACUGAUCCAGUCACUACACCAUGUGGACACAACUUCUGUAAGAACUGCAUCACUACACACUGGGACAUUAGUGACAGGUGUCAAUGUCCCAUGUGUAAAAAGGUUUUUAAAAGAAGACCUGAACUUCACAUCAACACUUUGCUCUCUGAGGUUGUUGCUCAGUUCAAACAUGAAGCUCAACAGAAAACCAGCAGCAGCAGCUCAGAGCAACAAGUUUCCAAACCAGGAGAAGUUCCCUGUGACGUCUGCACUGGAACCAAACUGAAGGCCCUGAAGUCCUGCCUGGUGUGUCUGACCUCCUACUGUGAGACUCACCUGGAGCCUCACCUGACAGUGUCAGGCCUGAAAAGACAUCAGCUGAUCGACCCUGUGGAGAACCUGGAAGACAGGAUGUGUACGAAGCACGAUAAACCUCUGGAGCUGUUCUGUCAGACCGACCAGACAUGUGUCUGCAUGCUCUGCUCUGUUUUAGACCACAAGACACAUGAGUUUGUUCCUCUGAAAGAAGAAUAUGAAGGAAAGAAGGCAGAGCUGGAGAAGACAGAGGCUGAAAUUCAGCAAAUGAUCCAGAAGAGACGACUGAAGAUUCAGGAGAUCAAACGGCUAGUCAACUUCAGCAAGGAAAAAGCAAACAGUGAGAUAGGAGAAAGUGCGGUCUUCACUGCUCUGAUGGAGUCUGUCCAGAGAAGCUUGAAUAAUCUCAUUGACGAGAUCGAAGACAAACAGAAAACCACAGACAAACAGGCUGAAGACUUCAUCACAGAGCUGGAACAGGAAAUCUCUGAGCUGAUGAAGAGAAGCACUGAGGUGGAGCAGCUCUCACUCUCUGAAGACCACCUCCACCUCCUCCAAAGCUUCCCAUCCCUGAAAGCUGCUCCACCCACCAAGGACUGGACAGAGGUCAGAGUCCGUCCACCAUCAUAUGAGGGGACUGUGGUGAGAGCUGUGGCUCAGCUGGAGGAGACGCUCAGUGAAGAGAUGAAGAAGCUGUUUGAGGCUGAGCUGAAGAGGGUCCAGCAGUAUGCAGAGGAUGUGACUCUGGAUCCUGAUACAGCAUAUCCUAGCCUCAUCCUGUCUGAUAAUGGAAAACAAGUGCAUGAUAGUGAUGUGAAAAAGAAUCUCCCAGACAAUCCAGAGAGAUUUUCUUACUGUGUUUUUGUCUUAGGAAAGCAGAGUUUCUCUUCAGGCAGAUUUUACUUUGAUGUUCAGGUUAAAGGAAAGACUGAGUGGACAUUAGGAGUGGCCAGAGAGUCGAUCAACAGGAAGGGAGACAUCACACUGAUCCCUGAAGAUGGUAACUGGGCGAUUUGUUUGAGAAAUGGAAACGAGUACAUAGCUGGCAAUGACCCUGCAGUCCUCCUCACUCUGAAGUCUCAGCCUGAGAAGGUGGGGGUGUUUGUGGAUCAUGAGGAGGGUCUGGUCUCCUUUUAUGACGUAGCUGCUGCAGCUCUCAUCUACUCCUUUACUGGCUGCUCCUUCACUGAGAAACUCUACCCAUUCUUCAGUCCCUGUAAUAAUGACGGUGGUGAAAACUCUGCUCCUCUGAUCAUCUGUCCGUCUAAAUUGCCAUAUCGCUUUCAUUAUAAAUCAUUGCCAACAUUGAAUAUACAUAUUCACCCAAUGAAGAAACGUGCUCUCAAAUUCGAAACACAAGUGCAUGGUUUUUGUGUCGACAUGUCUGCUGCCAGCAACCUGAGAUCUGAAGAUCAGUUCCUGUGCUCCAUCUGUCUGGAUGUGUUCACUGAUCCAGUCACUACAUCAUGUGGACACAACUUCUGUAAGAACUGCAUCACUACACACUGGGACAUUAGUGACAGGUGUCAAUGUCCCAUGUGUAAAAAGGUUUUUAAAAGAAGACCUAAGCUUCACAUCAACACUUUGCUCUCUGAGGUGGUUGCUCAGUUCAAACAUGAAGCUCAACAGAAAACCAGCAGCAGCAGCUCAGAGCAACAAGUUUCCAAACCAGGAGAAGUUCCCUGUGACGUCUGCACUGGAACCAAACUGAAGGCCCUGAAGUCCUGCCUGGUGUGUCUGACCUCCUACUGUGAGACUCACCUGGAGCCUCACCUGACAGUGUCAGGCCUGAAAAGACAUCAGCUGAUCGACCCUGUGGAGAACCUGGAAGACAGGAUGUGUACGAAGCACGAUAAACCUCUGGAGCUGUUCUGUCAGACCGACCAGACAUGUGUCUGCAUGCUCUGCUCUGUUUUAGACCACAAGACACAUGAGUUUGUUCCUCUGAAAGAAGAAUAUGAAGGAAAGAAGGCAGAGCUGGAGAAGACAGAGGCUGAAAUUCAGCAAAUGAUCCAGAAGAGACGACUGAAGAUUCAGGAGAUCAAACGGCUAGUCAACUUCAGCAAGGAAAAAGCAAACAGUGAGAUAGGAGAAAGUGUUCGGGUCUUCACUGCUCUGAUGGAGUCUGUCCAGAGAAGCUUGAAUAAUCUCAUUGACGAGAUCGAAGACAAACAGAAAACCACAGACAAACAGGCUGAAGACUUCAUCACAGAGCUGGAACAGGAAAUCUCUGAGCUGAUGAAGAGAAGCACUGAGGUGGAGCAGCUCUCACUCUCUGAAGACCACCUCCACCUCCUCCAAAGCUUCCCAUCCCUGAAAGCUGCUCCACCCACCAAGGACUGGACAGAGGUCAGAGUCCGUCCACCAUCAUAUGAGGGGACUGUGGUGAGAGCUGUGGCUCAGCUGGAGGAGACGCUCAGUGAAGAGAUGAAGAAGCUGUUUGAGGCUGAGCUGAAGAGGGUCCAGCAGUAUGCAGAGGAUGUGACUCUUGAUCCUGAUACAGCAUAUCCUAGCCUCAUCCUGUCUGAUAAUGGAAAACAAGUACAUGAUAGUGAUGUGAAAAAGAAUCUCCCAGACAAUCCAGAGAGAUUUUCUUAUUGUGUUUUUGUCUUAGGAAAGCAGAGUUUCUCUUCAGGCAGAUUUUACUUUGAUGUUCAGGUUAAAGGAAAGACUGAGUGGACAUUAGGAGUGGCCAGAGAGUCGAUCAACAGGAAGGGAGACAUCACACUGAUCCCUGAAGAUGGUAACUGGGCGAUUUGUUUGAGAAAUGGAAACGAGUACAUAGCUGGCAAUGACCCUGCAGUCCUCCUCACUCUGAAGUCUCAGCCUGAGAAGGUGGGGGUGUUUGUGGAUCAUGAGGAGGGUCUGGUCUCCUUUUAUGACGUAGCUGCUGCAGCUCUCAUCUACUCCUUUACUGGCUGCUCCUUCACUGAGAAACUCUACCCAUUCUUCAGUCCCUGUAAUAAUGACGGUGGUGAAAACUCUGCUCCUCUGAUCAUCUGUCCGUCUAAAUUGCCAUAUCGCUUUCAUUAUAAAUCAUUGCCAACAUUGAAUAUACAUAUUCACCCAAUGAAGAAACGUGCUCUCAAAUUCGAAACACAAGUGCAUGGUUUUCACUGAAAAUCUGUGGGGGCAAAUACAAGAAAUAAAACAUUAAAUUUUAAGUCAAGUGAGCAAAGCAGCAAGCAGAUAUUUUGGCUCAAUCUCAAGUCAAUCAGCUGUCAAUCAUGAAGUCACACCCCCUUUUAUUACCAUAAAAUAAUUAGUUAAAAUUACACAUAUCAGAAAAAUGACCAUUUGAACUUACAUCAGUGUGAUAAAAAAUACUACCCAAAAUGCCAGAAACCACAUUUGGGAAAAUUUUACUUGAUGUGUACUUUGAUUUGUCAGUUUGGUCCAUAUUCCAACUGCUAACAUGGAGGGGGCGGGGUUAAUGAUCUAUUUACACAGCCAGAUACCAGGAGACAACUGAAAUGUUUUGGCGUUAUUUUUAGGGAGCUGUCAUGUCAUCUGCCUUUAUAUAAUCAUAGACUCAGUGAAACUAUAUGCCUAGGAUGGCAGUGAAUCAGACACAUGACAACAAACCAAACAAUGACGAACUGAUUAUUUUUCAAAGGAAGAGUGUGUCACUGUGAUUCAUGGGAACAAACAUAUUCAGUGGUUAUGUACAGUGUAAACAUGUUUUAAUCAGAAGAUGAUUAAUAAGGUCACUUUUAUUUAAUGCAUGUUGGAGUUUUCAUUUUACUUGUCUCUUUACUGCUUCAGUGCCCCCCCCCCCAACCCCCCAAUAUUGAUUCAUCAACCUCUUCAGUGCUGUGACACCCAGUGAUGUAUCCAUCAUGACAAACAUGUGAGGAGAAACCCUGAGCCCACACAACUUCAAAAUUCAUUCAAUGUCCCAAAGUUUAUUUGUAAAAACAGAAAGUGUGUGACUGGGUUUUUAGGUAAAUGUUUCCACAGUGACGUUCACUUUAUCUAGACUUGUUUCAGUUUGAUGUGAUGAUGCAGCCAUAACAGUCCUGGUGUUCUGAGCUGAAAUAUUUCACUCAGUGUGUCACGAAGCUUCAGAGUUAAAACAUGAACAGAGAGAGUACAAUAUGAGUCACGGGUAAAAAGGGGGAUUUUUCUUUAAUUGUGAGGAAACUUUGGGUGAACACAUGAAUUUACUGGUGUCAGUUACACUCUGCAAUGUAGUAAUAAGGUAACAGGGUUUUUAGUGUAUAAAUGACUGGGCUUUGGAUUAAGUUUUACUGAUACACAGUUGUUGUAGUUUGGAUUUAAGAUGUUUCUCAGCUGGCGUGUAAGUUAUUUGGCUGUGGGUCUGAUUCUAUUGAUCUCUAUAUAUUAAUAGUGAUGAUGUGUUUUUCUAGCUUUUAUUGUGGUAACAUUUAUUUUGUAAACCAGAGAGAAUGGUUUACUCAAGUGAAACUGGCAUAACGACAGUGUUUCCUGUUCAAACUUUAAAUGCACUGUAUGAAUUUACGCUUUAAUAAACUUAAAAAAAGAA